Dromiciops gliroides (monito del monte) is the source of this 5870-nucleotide messenger RNA. RefSeq names its product neural cell adhesion molecule 1 (gene NCAM1). The record is from RefSeq and is a predicted model, not a curated record. Gene Ontology annotation, biological process: dendrite self-avoidance; homophilic cell-cell adhesion; axon guidance. Gene Ontology annotation, cellular component: plasma membrane; axon. The transcript has 22 exons. The coding region runs from base 411 to 3800 and encodes 1129 amino acids. Gene Ontology annotation, molecular function: cell-cell adhesion mediator activity. Lineage: Eukaryota; Metazoa; Chordata; Mammalia; Microbiotheria; Microbiotheriidae.
AAAUCCAGGCCGUGUUUUGCAGUCGGCUGCAUCUGCCUCUCCUGUCUCUCUUACCUCCUUGAUGUUCGGCACUAUUUGUAGCUGGUGUGGUGGAAGGACACAGUGAGGUUCUCACCCACCGCCCCCCGCCCCUCUUUCCCAUCCCCAUUUCCAUCAAAGCAAAACCGGGGAAGCGCAAGGAUCCCUGAGUUCCGAGUGUGCUACGGCUAGGACUGUCACUCAUUCUCUGAUCAGCGCGUGAACGCAGCUCGGCAGCGGCUGGCAGGAAACAAUUCUGCAAAAAUAAUAAUACCAAGACUGGCAAUUGUCUGCCUGUAGGACUUCUGCUCUGUCGCCGUCCAGACUCAUUGCAAGGGGGGAACACAAAAAAUUACCUUUGCGAGAACAUCCUUCCCAACCAGCAGAUUACAAUGCUGCAAACUAAGGAUCUCAUCUGGACUUUGUUUUUCCUGGGAACUGCAGUUUCUCUACAGGUGGAUAUUGUUCCCAGCCAAGGGGAAAUCAGUGUUGGAGAAUCCAAGUUCUUCUUAUGUCAAGUGGCUGGGGAAGCCAAGGAUAAAGACAUUUCCUGGUUCUCCCCCAAUGGAGAAAAGCUGACCCCAAACCAGCAGCGGAUCUCAGUGGUACGGAAUGAUGAUUUUUCCUCCACACUUACCAUCUACAAUGCCAACAUUGAUGAUGCCGGCAUCUACAAGUGCGUUGUUUCUGGAGAGGACGGAAGUGAAUCAGAGGCCACCGUCAAUGUGAAGAUCUUCCAGAAACUCAUGUUCAAGAAUGCACCAACUCCUCAGGAGUUCAGGGAGGGAGAAGAUGCAGUAAUCGUGUGUGAUGUGGUCAGCUCCUUGCCUCCUACCAUCAUCUGGAAGCAUAAAGGCCGAGAUGUCAUCCUGAAAAAAGACGUCAGAUUCAUAGUCCUGUCCAACAACUACCUGCAGAUCCGGGGUAUCAAGAAAUCAGAUGAAGGAACAUAUCGCUGUGAGGGCCGGAUCUUGGCCCGUGGAGAGAUCAACUUCAAGGACAUUCAAGUCAUUGUGAAUGUACCACCCACUGUUCAGGCCAGGCAGAGCACAGUGAACGCAACAGCAAACCUUGGUCAGUCGGUCCUGCUGAUGUGUGAGGCGAAAGGUUUUCCAGAACCCACAAUGAGUUGGACAAAGGAUGGAGAACAGAUUGAAAUAGAGGAAGAUGACAAGUAUGGUUUCAAUGAAGAUAGCUCCGAACUGACCAUCAGGAGAGUGGACAAGAGUGAUGAAGCAGAGUACGUCUGCAUUGCUGAGAACAAAGCAGGAGAGCAAGAUGCUUCCAUCCAACUGAAAGUCUUUGCAAAACCCAAAAUUAACUAUGUGGAGAACAAAACUGCCAUGGAGUUGGAGGAGCAGAUUACUCUUACGUGUGAGGCCUCGGGAGACCCUAUUCCCUCCAUCACCUGGAGAACUUCCACAAGAAACAUCAGCAAUGAAGAAAAGGCUUCGUGGACUCGACCAGAGAAGCAAGAGACUCUGGAUGGGCAUAUUGUGGUAAGCAGCCAUGUGCGGGUGUCAUCGCUGACACUGAAGAGCAUUCAGUACACAGACGCCGGAGAAUACAUCUGCACAGCCAGCAAUACCAUUGGCCAGGAUUCCCAGGCUAUGUACCUCGAAGUACAAUAUGCCCCCAAACUUCAGGGUCCUGUGGCUGUGUACACCUGGGAAGGGAACCAGGUUAACAUCACCUGUGAAGUGUUUGCCUAUCCCAGCGCCACCAUCUCAUGGUUCCGGGACGGGCAGCUACUGCCAAGCUCCAACUACAGCAAUAUCAAGAUAUACAACAGCCCCUCGGCUAGCUAUCUAGAGGUGACCCCUGACUCUGAGAAUGACUUUGGAAACUACAAUUGCACCGCAGUCAAUCGGAUUGGUCAGGAGUCCUUAGAGUUCAUCCUUGUCCAAGCAGAUACCCCAUCUUCACCAUCCAUCGACGAAGUGGAGCCAUAUUCCAGCACAGCACAGGUUCAGUUUGAUGAGCCUGAGGCCACAGGUGGGGUGCCCAUCCUCAAAUACAAAGCUGAGUGGAGAGCCGUGGGUGAAGAGAUGUGGCAUUUCAAGUGGUAUGAUGCCAAGGAAGCAAACAUGGAAGGUAUUAUCACCAUCAUGGGCCUGAAGCCAGAGACAACUUAUGCCGUCCGAUUGUCUGCCCUCAAUGGAAAGGGACUGGGGGAGAUCAGUGGGGUCUCCGAGUUCAAAACACAGCCAGUCCACACCCCUCCUUCACAAGGAGAACCCAGUGCACCCAAGUUGGAAGGACAGAUGGGAGAAGAUGGGAACUCUAUUAAAGUGAACUUGAUAAAACAGGAUGAUGGAGGAUCCCCCAUCAGACACUAUCUGGUCAAGUACAGAGCGAAGCUGUCUUCAGAGUGGAAACCUGAGAUCAGACUCCCCUCAGGCAGUGACCAUGUCAUGCUCAAAGCCCUGGAAUGGAAUGCAGAGUAUGAGGUCUUCGUGGUGGCUGAGAACCAGCAGGGGAAAUCCAAGGCAGCCCAUUUUGUAUUUAGGACCUCUGCCCAGCCCACAGCUAUCCCAGCCAAUGGCAGCCCCACCACCAGCCUGGGCACCGGUGCCAUUGUGGGCAUCCUCAUUGUUGUCUUUGUCCUCGUCUUGGUGGCUGUGGACAUCACCUGCUACUUCCUGAACAAAUGUGGCUUGCUCAUGUGCAUUGCUGUCAACCUGUGUGGAAAAGCUGGCCCAGGUGCCAAAGGAAAAGACAUGGAGGAAGGCAAAGCUGCAUUCUCGAAAGAUGAGUCCAAGGAGCCCAUAGUAGAGGUCCGGACAGAAGAGGAGCGGACCCCAAAUCAUGACGGAGGGAAACACACAGAGCCAAAUGAGACCACACCACUGACAGAGCCAGAGCUGCCAGCUGACACCACAGCCACUGUCGAGGACAUGCUGCCUUCUGCCACCACCGUCACCACUAACUCUGACACUAUCACCGAAACUUUUGCCACUGCUCAGAACAGCCCCACCAGUGAGACCACAACCCUGACUUCUAGCAUUGCCCCUCCAGCCACAGCCAUCCCGGAUUCCAAUUCGGUGCCAGCUGGCCAGGCCACUCCCUCUAAGGGCCCAGUAGUGUCUGCCUCCUCCCCACCACCUGCAUCAGCCCCCAAAGUUGCCCCCCUUGUUGACCUGAGUGAUACCCCAACCUCAACUCCUGCAGCUAGCAAUUUGUCUUCUAGUGUUCUGGCUACCCAGGGGGCUGUCCUCAGCCCCAGUGCCCCUACCAGUGUGGCAGAGGCCUCCAAGACUCCUCCUGGGAAUAAGGCAGUCCCAACUCCAACCCCUACCAAUUCCACCAGUCCCCUGGCUGCUGUCUCAGAGCCCCCUCAGGCCAAACAGGAGCCAGCCGCCACCAAAGGCCCGGACCAGGAGCCCACUCCGCCCAGCACGGUGAAGAGCCCGACAGAGGCAGCCACGACCCUCACUAGCCCGAAGAGUGAGGCUGCCUCCGUCAACACUGCAAAACCCUCCCAGGGCGAGGACUUUAAAAUGGACGAAGGGACCUUCAAGACCCCAGAGAUUGACCUUGCAAAGGAUGUCUUUGCAGCCCUGGGUUCUUCUGCUCCCGCCCCUGCAGCGAGUGGGCAAGCCCCUGAGCUUGCUUCUUCCCCUGCAGAAAGCUCUGUGUCGACUGCACCAACAAAGACCGAGAAAGCCCCAGUAGAAGGAAAGUCCGUGCCCCAGGAGACAGAAACCCAGCCAACUCCAGCAGAAGUCAAGACGGUCCCCAACGAAGCCACACAAACAAAUGGAAACGAGAGCAAAGCGUGAUCAGUGAUGGGAAAUUAAAAAGCAAACAUCAAAUUAAAAAGUUACAGAACCACUUCCCCGGAACAUCUCUAGCAUCACACGCACACACGCACACAUGCACACAUACACUCACACAUACACUCAGACUCACACAUCUCAUUCCUCUAGUGUCUUUUGCCUUUAAAAAAAAUCAAAAAAUCAGACAAAUAAGUAAACAAAUUGGGAUCUCCUUUUUGUAGAUUUGUUAAAAGGAUCCCUUUGUUGUGCACUCACUUGUAAGGAAAUUUAAAAGAAAAAAAAAAGUUGAGCCCACAGCCAAACUAGGACACUCCAUUCCCUGAAAUCAUUAACAAAAACAAUCAAACAGACAACAACAAACCCCACCGAGUUAAGAAUCUAGGAAGCUCAGAACAAAUCUAGGUUUAGGAAGACCAUACUUUGCUUUCUCGGAUUUAGCAUCCGAGCAGCUUCAGAGAAGUACUUUCUUCAGGCACGAUGACUAACCGAAUGAACAAAGUCCACAAUUUAUUUUUAUACUUUUCAGUCGAGUUUGAACUAUGUAAAGCCUCAUAAAUAAGUUAUAAUUUCUGUUCACUUUGUAUUUGUUCAGUAUGCAAAGUGUGUCACCCUUUCUAGCUGAAUUCAGUUCCCACGUAGAUUCGUUUUGUAGGAAGAAUGCCAAAUUGCAGCUUCUGGGGGUAGAUUUCAAUUUGCAGUAUUCGGACUUCUUUUCAUUUCUUUUCUUUUUCUUUCUUUUUUUUCUGCCAACUUUAAUUUCCAGUGUUUACAAAUCAAGAAAUGUUUGACUUUGGUUUGCGUUUCAAUGUCCGUAUAAAAUAGCUACCUUCUUUUUUGUUAGUUUGUUUGUUUGUUUUUCAACAUAAGGGAUACAGACUAGAGGUAGUAAGUUCUUUGCACACUUGCUUGACAUAGGGAGACUUUUCCAAAUCUGAAUGUUGACAGUAGCUGUUCCCCAUUUCUUCUGUUUUCUUCCUCGACCUUUGGCUAACCUAGGUAAAAACCAGAUUUUCUCUGGCUCUUUGCUUUUGGUUUGGGGGGGCCCAGGCUGCUUGCUGAUUACCCACUAGCUGCAUCCAAGAGAUACUCUUCUUUUCUAGGGAUUCUGACCCUUUCCUUGGAUGACUUCUCCCUAGGUUUUGCUAAGUGAGGCGGAGAUUGUACAGUUGGGGCUGGUCUUGGCAAACACAUUUUAACCCCAACCAUCCCCCCUUUUUUUAGAAAGCCAAAUGAAAAGGUAUAUGCAAACAAUUCCUUUUUAGCCCAUAAAUCUAGAUUUGAGCGGAAGAGCAUGUAUGCUUCGGGGAAUUGGUGUCUUUUUUUGGAAAUCUGUCGAACGAAGUAAAGCAACAUGGGCCUUCUGUUCACUUGGGCAGCACCAGUGAGAUCUGCUGUCCUGAUUCAUAGUAUAACUCUCCUGGAUUAGGAACUGAGUGGGGGGGGCGGGAAAUACAGGAACUUUAAAAGGGGGUGGGAGGGGAGAAGGGUAAGACCAGCCCUUUGUAUAGAAAUUUUUCUUUUUUUUUUUUCCUCAUUCUACUUUAGAACUGCAAGCUUGUGCACUGUGGAUGCGUGAAUAUUUUAGUGUGAAACGUGUUUUUGUCAUAGUAUUGAAAUAAAACUUCAACAUAGUUUGGUUGUGGAAGGUGUAGAAGAUAGUUCAGAAAAUUAUUCAGGAAAUAAAAUAACUCUUAAAAGGAACAGAAGCCUUUAAACAAAGAAAAAUAAAUAAUGAUGAUGAUGAUGGUGAUUAUAAGUAAACAAAAACCAAUACUCCGGCAUGCAUUCCUUUCCUAAGGUAUGAUAAGGGAAGAGGUUAGGGUGGUGAGAUUGUCAUCUGAGCCCGUUCCAUUAAAGCCACACUCUCCAGUGUACUCACAAUUCUGUAGUCUAAACAGUGGCAAUGCUAGAUUAUGAUUUCAAACUGUGAAAAACAAUGGUCUUGUCAUUUGCUAAAUGUGGGGUGCUCUUUAUUUUUCUCAGUUGGGUUGUGGGAUUUUCUGGUUACUUUUGCAUUUUUUUUCAGCUCCGGGGGAAGGAAAUGGAGGCCCCUUUAUGCACAACCCUGGCCUG